AUGUGUGCCCCCGUCUGCCGCAGCGGCUGCUUCGUUUUCGGCGUCAUCGUCAACAUCUUGCUGCUCGCCCUCACCAUCUGGGCAGCAAAGUCUGAGCAGCCCUUCGCGGUCUGGGUCUCCCUUCUGGUUACCUUCCUGUUCUGCUUUGUCUACCAGGUUACCAUUACUCUGGCUCGCCUUCGCGAUGGACCCCGUCACAACUCCUCUUACGCCGUUCCCCUCUCCAACUCGGACAUCGAGAUGUUGACUUACAACUCCCCCCGUCUUCGUCCUCGCAACUCCCUGCCUGAAGACUCUCCACCCACUGACGCCUUUCGCCUCCGUCCUGUCAGUGAAGACGUGCAGCAGAAUGCACUCUACCAGCGCAUGCUCGAAGAACGCCCUCUCCCUCCAAUCCCUGCACGCAACCCUUCCCGCCCAAGCAUCUACAGUGCCGUGCUGGCUUCUCCUUUGAGUGAUCCUUUCAUCAAUGGUAGUGCUCUGCCUCAGCCGAUCCGUGUCUCAGCCCGCGAGGGUGGUGUCACUAUCCGCCAGGUGCCUGCUUCUUCUUAUGCUUCGCGUAUCUGA
This is a messenger RNA of Aureobasidium pullulans EXF-150, 567 nucleotides long. RefSeq lists its product as uncharacterized. The record is from RefSeq and is a predicted model, not a curated record. NCBI's taxonomy places the organism in Eukaryota, Fungi, Ascomycota, Dothideomycetes, Dothideales, Saccotheciaceae. Bases 1 to 567 code for a protein of 188 amino acids. The transcript has 3 exons.